UUAAUUAGAUUGCUUAACAUACAUUAUCAAUCUUUAGUGUGUGUGUGAGGGAGAGAGAGUUGAAGAUUAUGGAGGGUGAAGAAGAAGUUUUGGAGCCUAUGAGUCCAAGUGCACAAUACUUGAGUAGCUCUGCGUUAUCACUCACAAUUUUGGGUGUUUUGGAAACUGAAGAUCCUAUAAAUGUUGAUGAUAACAUGUCUCUUGUCACCGAUCUUUUCUUGCCUAUAAACCCACGUUUCUCCUCGAUUAUGGUUACCAACAAAAAAGGGGUGAGGAAAUGGAAAAGGGUAGAGGUGAACGUUGAAGACCACCUCAUUGUGCCCACUUUCCCUAGUGAAAUGUCGGUGGACUACUACGAUGAAUGUUUCAACGACUACAUGUCCAAAAUAGCAAUGGAGCAACUACCAAAUCAUCGACCGUUGUGGGAAAUUCACAUACUCAGAUAUCCUACAAAGAAUGCAGCUGGCAAUUACAUUUUCAAGCUCCAUCACUCGUUGGGCGAUGGCUACUCCUUGAUGGGAGCCCUCCUCUCGUGCCUCCAACGCGUUGAUGACCCUUCGGUGCCGCUUACGUUCCCGUCUAGGCAGUCGAGAACGGGUCCUGGAACCCGCAAGGUCUGGUUGCGACGGAUUCCUAGGUUUUUCACCGGACUUGGUCACACGGCUUACGACUUCGGGUGGAGCCUCUUCAAGAGCACCUUGAUGAAGGACGAUAAAUCACCGAUUAGAUCGGGCAUGGAUGGUGUGGAAUUUCGGCCGAUCGUGAUGACGACAACGACGUUUUCGAUUGCUCAGCUCGGGCAAAUCAAGACCAAGCUCAAUGUGACCAUUAAUGACGUCAUAACCGGUAUAAUAGCAUUGGGAAGUCGAAUGUACAUGCAAAAAGGAGAUGAAGAAUCGUGCAAAUCAAAGACAACAGCCCUAGUUUUGCUCAACACUAGGGCUACUAGAGGGUAUAAAUCAGUCGAUGAGAUGAUCAAACCUAAUUCGGACAUGCCAUGGGGCAACCAGUUCACGUUCUUGCACGUUCCUUUGCCUAAAUUGACUCAAUCAGAGCUUCUAAAUCCGCUCGAUUUCGUUAAGAAAGCUCAUCGGGUGAUCAAGAGACAGAGGAACUCCGCCGCGGUUUACCUAACUGGGCAGCUUCUUAGUUUUAUCCAAAUGGUCAGGGGUCACGAGGCAGCCGGUCGACACAUCCAUGCAACAUUAAAAAACACAAGCUUGGCAAUCUCAAAUAUGAUUGGACCUGUCGAACAGAUUUCUUUUGCCAAUCAGCCUUGCAAAGGACUCUACUUCAUAUUCACGGGCUCACCUCAGAGCGUAACUAUAACAGUGAUAAGUUAUGUGGGGAAAUUGAGGAUUAUAGUGACUACGGAGAAGGGAUUUAUUGACCAAAAUAAAAUGAAGUCAUGUAUUGAACAUGCCUUUGAGGUCAUCUACAAUGCUGCUCUUGAAGUUUAGAUAUAUACUAGUGUUAUUUGUGUGUAUAGUUUAUAUGGGAGUACUAUUUGUGUGUGUGUGUAUAGUUUAUAUGGGAGUACUAUUUGUGUGUGUAGUUAAUAUGGGAGUGCAUGGGAAAGUUGGGUAAAAGAAAGGGAUAUUUAAGGUUUUAUGUUACCUUUUUUUAUCCAAUUAUUGGUCCUAGUAUUUGUUUGUAAUUUGGUGAGAUGUAUGGGCGUAAUGAAUAAAGAAAUAAAUAAAAGAUGCUAAUUUAUUGGCUCUGUUUUCUUAGCCUGAAA
Messenger RNA from Salvia hispanica, 1738 nucleotides. RefSeq names its product wax ester synthase/diacylglycerol acyltransferase 4-like. Gene Ontology annotation, cellular component: plasma membrane. The record is from RefSeq and is a predicted model, not a curated record. Gene Ontology annotation, molecular function: diacylglycerol O-acyltransferase activity. Gene Ontology annotation, biological process: triglyceride biosynthetic process. Lineage: Eukaryota; Viridiplantae; Streptophyta; Magnoliopsida; Lamiales; Lamiaceae.